Molecule: messenger RNA, 2694 nt
Organism: Aureobasidium musti
Lineage: Eukaryota; Fungi; Ascomycota; Dothideomycetes; Dothideales; Saccotheciaceae
Source: the annotation of a GenBank genome assembly
UUCAGAUCUCGAUCCCCUCUACCUCCGGCCGCUGCGACACCCUCAACGACCGAUGCUCUGAGUGAUGCUAUCAAGUCGUUCCACGACUGUCUGGAACCCGAGCAGAAGGUGGAGUUAGAGAAGAUCAAAGCUGUGCCUGAUGCUCAUGCAGUCGCGCAAUUUACCCAUCAGCUCGACCAGGAGAAUGCCAAANGGAAGAGUCGCUGCGUAGCCGCUCGUAUCUCACCGCUCUUGGAGUCUGUCCAACAAUUUGCUGGUAUCGUCGAGACCUUCGUUUCUUCGAAUCCGCACAUCGCUGCUCUUAUCUGGGGCAGUGUCAAACUCGUGUUGCAAAUUGCGUCAAACUUCACAACGUAUUUCGACAAGCUUUCGGCUCUGCUUAUGAUGAUUGGGAAGCGCUGUCCAAGAUUUCAAGAGUAUCAGAAGCUCUAUAGAGAUUCAACCGAUCUCCAGAAGGCGCUUUGCGACUUCUACUCCGUGGUUGUACGCUGUUGUGAGCAAGCAGUUACAGUGCUUCGCCGAGCAGGAUAUAUACAGCUGCUCAAAGCCGUGACCAGUUCAUUCAGCUCGGACUUUGCCUCCAUAAUAGUGCAGAUUGACCAAGCGAAUGAAGAGGUAGAUGAGGCCAUCCGCCUGGCCGAGACUAAGCUUGAUGCAGCUGAAAGACAAGGUCAGCGUGCAGAGCGAGAGGCGGCGGAGAAACAUAGAUUCAGCUCAAUGGUCUACCGCAAGGAACGUGAGAAAUUUGAGGCCGACCAGGCGGCGCAGAAGCAACUCGAAAAACGAAAGAUUCAACAGGCAAGCAAGCUCGAACAAUUCUCUGGCUACAAUCACAAGGUUGCCUACUGGAAAGCUCGUACGCAACGCCACGGCUCCACUGGUCAAUGGCUGACCCAGACCAAUGACUACAAACUAUGGAUUACUGGAAGUGACCCCAGCGUGUUCUGGUUUACCGGCAUUCUAGGCUCUGGGAAGACUGUUAUGACUGCAUUCAUUGUCGAACAGCUAUCUGCGAAGCCCAACCAGGGUUCCGAGAAAGUCGUCUAUUUCUUCUGUCAAUAUGAUAACGAAACUUCCUUGAAGGCCACGAGUAUCCUACGAUCGAUCAUAAGACAAUUGUUGGACCAGGACGACCGUAUCUUUAGCGAGCACCAAUCUAAGAUUGAUGCUCUAUUGGACAACCUGCACGACCUGAGUUUGCUGGAGGCUCUGUUUUUCGACGUUGUUAACUGCUUGAAGAGUGUUGUUGUGAUUAUAGAUGGCGUCGACGAAUGUUCGAACUUAGAGAGGAAGGCGCUUCUCAAGACCUUUCGCAGUGUAAUGCAUAGAAAACCGCCCGGCCUGAAGCUCUACCUCGCAGGAGACGACCGCAUCACUGAUGUCAUAAUGUCGUUCCUUGCACCGAGCUUCGUAGUCAGCACUCGCACACCAGAAGCAGGCUCGGAUUUACGAGAGCUUGUCCACCAGUUAGUGACUGCGUUGAGGGACGAUGGGGAUCUUGUAACACGCGAUCCUAGCUUAUAUCACACGAUCGUUGAUAUCCUGUGUACCACUUCCCAGGGCAUCAUACGGAAAGCCCUCAAUCACCUUCCCAGAGACCUUAUUGAGACAUACAAUCGAUUGUUGUCUAGGGUCGUGGAGGAAGGCAACGAGCAAGUCUGUAGAAAGAUCUUUCGUUUUAUGGCCGCCGCAAAGAGACCUCUUUCGCCAGAAGAGCUUGAUGAGGCUACCUCCGUAGAGCCUUGUCAGCCUUACUUCAUGCCGGAACGCUUGCUCAACGAUAUUAAUGGUAUUGUCCGGUGGUGUCACGGUCUGAUCGCGUUCGAUGAGUUGGACGAAGCGUUACAGUUCGCACAUUCGAGUGUUAAGAGUUUUCUCUGUGGCCCCGACACCGAACGAAUCACACUUCCAGGCUUCCACUUCGAAGAGCAUGAAGCUGAACGAGAAUUUGGUGAGGUCUGUGUUACCUACCUAAACUUCAAUGAUUUCAACACACAACUUGUUAAAGCUGCCAAGCCGGGUAUUCAUCUUGAUCCAGUGAUGAUGGUUCGUCAUGCCCUGACAGCCAAACAUCCGAAUCGUCUCUUGGAUAAAGCCAGUGGUUUAGUGAGGAGAAGGGCGAAGUCGACUUUGGCGAGCACCAGACUGCUGUCUCUACGGGACGACAAUGGCAGCCACAUUGUGACAAUUAAAUAUCGACUGCUUCAAUAUGCCUUAUCUUUCUGGCUUUCUCACACAUCUGGAUUUUCGCCUCAUCAGGGUCGACUAUGGAAUCUCUUCUUGAUUUNNUUGGUUGAAGGGCGCAAUGGUCUGACCUCGGAGCCUAGCGUUUCAACCUUGUUGUCAUCAGAGCAUCCUCUAAGAACAAUAAUAUACGAAUUCAUGAUCUCUCGUCAGCAUCAGGCAUUGUAUCGUGUGUUUUUGAGGGAGAAUCGCCCUGACAAGGAUUUUGUAUUCGAAGCCCUGCCGCCCAUACUGGAAAGGAAGUGCUUCUCAUUUGUGACUCUCCUUCUAGAGACGCUUGAAAGACAACCUAGCUCAUGGUUCGAAGCAGUAUUAUCUAUCCCCGACAACAAGAUGGUCUCGACCCUACAAGGUGCGGGAUCGAAAUGGACACGAGAUUUAACAACGACAGAACGCUCGAGGAUCGUGGAGAAAGUGCUCCGAUCUGCCCCCCUUGACUCACGACCGCGA